Molecule: messenger RNA, 2836 nt
Organism: Linum tenue
Lineage: Eukaryota; Viridiplantae; Streptophyta; Magnoliopsida; Malpighiales; Linaceae
Source: the annotation of a GenBank genome assembly
GAAAGUUUAUAAUUUAGGAAUAGAAAGGAAAAUCGAUUAUUGUUUCUUCAAACCUUUUAGGCAGCCAUUGGCUUUGAUGUCUUUGACAGUUUGACUCAUCUACCUCUUGUUCUUCUACUGCGACUCUAUCUCUGCACAAUAAUGGUCCACAAGGAAAGCAGAAGAAGCUUUCGCAGCCAAACCAGGAGGACCAUAGUCCAGUGAUCCAUCCAGAUUCCAGCCAAGCCAGCUUAUAAUUAAACACCAAUUUCUUUUCUUUCCCCCCCCCCUAUUUUAAAUACUCUGUUUAUUUCCAUCUCAAGCUUUUCUUUUCCAUGUUUGCUUUUAGAUCUCACCCUCCCUCUUCUAACUCUCACACGCAGAUUAAUUGGUAGCAGCAGCCACCCUAGCCUCUCUCUCUCUCUCUCGAUUGCUUUCUCUCCUUUCCACAGUGCUUUCCCUUUUUGUUCUAUUUUUUUUUUUUUUGCUCUCGCGACUCGCCCCUCACUGCAAAAGCAAGCAAAGCCCACCUUCAAGUUCCUGAUCUUUCAAGCUAGGUACUUUUUUGUUCCUCUUAUACCUUGUUCAUUGGUAGGCGAUUGCAAUCUGCUUCGUUGGACAUCUGGGUGCUCUGUUUUGGCCUUCGAUCUAUUCCUGGGGUUCAAUUGUGGGCAUUAGAAGAAGAAUCAGGCAGAAAAAUACCUUUGGGCUUCUGCAGAAAGAUAUGAUUUCUGGUACUAGAUGCUUUGCCGCGAAUUCAUCACCUCUGAUGUGAUUUUGAAAGAGUUAGAUAGUUCUCCAUGGCCUCCAGAACAGGUAGUAAAGGUUUCUCAAAAGAGGUUCAUAAGUUGCGGCUAGAUGAUCUCAAGCUCCCUUCUCCAGUCGAGAUGAACAUUCAUGGCCAGGUGCCAAGGCCAUUAGGAAACACGCCUAAGUUUCCAAACUCCAACAGAAAGGUGUUGACUGCUGACUCCUUAAUCAGCAAAUUGGAGUCCACUUCGAUAUCAUUGGCUAGUGUUGAAGAGCAAGGGUCAGGAGGAGUAGAUUCCUCAUCCGUCAAUGAUACGAGAGGGUCCCAAGAGACAUCUGUUAAGAACAGUUCGGUUUCAGGAAAAGUCAGUGAUGGAGCUAGCAGUCUUGGGAAGACUAGUGGGAGCACGAAAAUUGAGUAUGUGGAAAGUGGGAAGAGCAGCAUGUGCAGAGGCAGCACGAGCAGUGACAUCAGCGAUGAGAGUACCUGUAGCAGCUUUAGUAGCAGCAUCAGUAAGCCUCAUAAGGCAAAUGAUUUAAGAUGGGAAGCCAUCCAGGCUGUUAGGAUGAGGGAUGGGGCUUUGGGUUUGAAUCACUUUAGAUUGCUGAAGAGGUUAGGCUGUGGCGAUAUUGGAAGUGUGUAUUUGUCUGAGUUGAGUGGGACCAAGUGUUAUUUUGCCAUGAAGGUGAUGGACAAGGGCUCCCUUGCAAGUCGUAAGAAGCUGCUUAGAGCUCAGACAGAGAGAGAGAUACUACAAUCUCUUGACCAUCCAUUCCUUCCUUCACUUUAUACCCACUUUGAGACGGAGAAGUUUUCUUGUUUGGUUAUGGAGUUCUGCCCUGGUGGUGACUUGCACACCCUCAGGCAGAGGCAGCCAGGGAAGCAUUUCACCGAGCAGGCAGUAAAGUUCUACGUGGCAGAGGUCUUAUUAGCAUUGGAGUAUCUCCACAUGCUGGGAAUCAUCUACCGCGAUCUCAAGCCCGAGAAUGUAUUGGUGAGAGAUGAUGGACACAUAAUGCUCUCCGACUUCGACCUCUCCCUCCGUUGCGCUGUAAGCCCAACUCUCGUCAAAGGCACGCCUCUCGAGGGAGCCGACCCACUACGAAAGAACCCUGUCUACUGUGUCCAGCCAGCGUGCAUUCAGCCGCCAUCCUGCAUCCAACCUUGUGUGGGGCCUACGACAUGCUUCUCGCCUCGCCUCUUCUCCAGUAAGUCGAAAAAGGAGAGGAAACAGAAAAACGAUCUCGGAAACCAGGUCAGCCCCUUACCUGAAUUGAUUGCGGAGCCUACUGAGGCGAGGUCAAUGUCGUUCGUCGGAACCCACGAGUAUUUAGCUCCCGAGAUCAUCAAGGGGGAAGGCCAUGGAAGUGCUGUCGACUGGUGGACUUAUGGUAUCUUUCUCUACGAGCUCCUUUUUGGUAAGACGCCAUUCAAGGGGUCUGGAAACCGAGCUACAUUGUUCAAUGUAGUGGGUCAGCCUCUCCGGUUUCCUGAAGCCCCAGUAGUCAGCUUUGCAGCAAGGGACCUCAUAAGGGGACUGCUGGUGAAGGAGCCACAGCACAGGUUGGCGUAUAAGAGGGGUGCUACUGAGAUAAAGCAGCAUCCUUUCUUCGAAGGGGUGAACUGGGCAUUGAUACGAUGUGCCACACCACCUGAGAUACCCAGGCCGGUUGAGUUGGAACGGAUUCCUGGGCCGGCACCAUUGGCAGGAUCUACGAGCGAAAAGGCAGCGAUGGUAGCAGCAGCAGGAGCAGGUGGUGGUCAGAAGGGUGGUGGUGGUGAUAACUAUCUGGAGUUUGACUUCUUCUGAAAGGGUUCUAAGUACAUGUAUGGUUGAUGAUGAUGAUGUUGAUUGUAAGGAUGGAAAGAUUGUAUCUUUUUUUUUAUGGGUAGGGGGAAGAAUUUGUUGUUGUGAUGAACAUUUGUCAGCAAUUGAGAGACAGUAAUUGUUUUUUGUUUGUCUUGCUACCCCCUCACCUGUUCUCUCCUCUCUCUCAUCCUUCCUUAUGUUUUUGUUCCUGAAUGACAGUUGAUGGUAAGGAAAAAUGUAUGGCUGCUUUGAUGCUGUAGCUGGUAUCUGCAAUCCUGAACGAAUUCCAACUCCAA